Molecule: messenger RNA, 561 nt
Organism: Ilex paraguariensis (yerba mate)
Lineage: Eukaryota; Viridiplantae; Streptophyta; Magnoliopsida; Aquifoliales; Aquifoliaceae
Source: the annotation of a GenBank genome assembly
AUGAGGAUUUCUAAAAAGUCUGUGAAUGGGAGGCUAUGCUAUUUGAUGGUCCCUAGAGUAGUUGAUGGCUGGGGAUGGAGGAAAUUGGAUAAUAUGAUAUUGGAUGUCUCUUUGGGCUACAGAGGUUACUUUAUUGAUGCUGGCUUUAACAAUCUGCAGGCAAAGAGUAGGGACGAAUCAUCUGGGGAACACAAGAUUGUGAAACCUGAGAAGGGUCUUUCCAGAGGUAGAGUUUUGAGACCUAAUUUACCACGGGAUGAGUGUGGUGCUGUGGGGAUGGGAAUGGAAACAAUUCCUUUUGAUAACAACAAUGCCAUAGACUCUUUGGUUAGUGUGGAGGGUAGGUGUCAGUUAGGAGGUGGAUGGGAUUUGGUAGUAGUGGAUGCAGUAGAGCAGUUAGAUGUGAAGGGAGGUAGUCCUUUUAAUAAGGCGGGGGAGUUAGAGAGUGUGAUUAGGUAUUUUCUUUUUGAUGAGAAAGGGUGGGAUAGAUUGAGGUAUUUUUUGGCUUUUGUAGACUUUUCACCGGUGCCUUUUAAAGGGAAGGACAAAGAAAAUAGUUAA